GUGAAAGAUGUUUUGGAAGUACAAUUUUGGCUCCUCUGCUCAGAUUGAAACUCUUCUACAAAAGGAAGAUGUUACGCUUUCGGAGCUCAUGGAUGAGGAUGAACUCCUCCAAGAAUGUAAAGCACAAAAUAGAAAACUUAUUGACUUUCUGACUCGAGCAGAGAUCCUUGAUGAGUUGGUAUGUUUGGUGGUGAAUGAGCCAGCCAUGGAUGGGGAGCUGCAGAUGCGAUUCAAAUAUGCUAACUUGGCUGCCGAGCUACUAACAGCAGAUGUUCCGGCAAUCAUUGACAAGUUGGUUGCAUCUACCAACCUUUUAGAUAUCUUGUACAAAUUUCUCAAGAAGGAAAAACCCCUUAAUCCUCUGUUGGCAUCAUUUUUCUCAAAAGUUCUGGGCAUGUUGGUGCAGAGGCGCUCAGAGCAGAACUGGUAUUCCUAUCAGUUCACUUGCUUCCAGGUAUUGGACUUUUUAAAAUCCAAAGGUGAUUUUGUUGAGCUGGCUGUGCAACAUGUGGGGACCUCAGCGAUAAUGGAUUUGAUACUCAGACUUAUCUGUAAUGUGGAGGAGGAUGAGAUCCGUCAAAGUGUUCACCAAUGGCUGAAUGAGACUCAGCUAAUAGAACGACUCGUAGAACGGUUAUCACCAGAAGCUGACCCAGAAGAACACUCAAGUGCCGACAAUAUUCUGUGUGAAAUUAGCACCUCUUGCCGAGAUGUCACUAACGAUAGCCAUCCACAAAGUAACCCACUCCUCUUGACUCUUGAAAGUGAAGAAACUAUAAAUAAGUUACUGGACCUGCUCCUUCAUGAAGAACGGAAUGAGUCUUCACUGUCCCACGUCAUCAAUAUCUUGCUUACUCUUCUUGCCGCCCGAACACAACAGCAAAUCCAGCAGCAGCAGCAAGGAUCACAACAAUCAACGUCCAUAGAAUCUAGUAAUAGUGUUUCCAGUGAGGGAAAGAGAAAUGCCGUUGCAAGAACCAUUGCUAAACGCUUGCCGAGCCUUCACAAUAUUCUCCUACACCCACCAAAGAAAGGGUUGAUAUUAACUGCAUACGGUCAGGAAGUUGAGCCCUUGGGUAGCACUCGUCUACAGGUUGUGACUUUGGUAGCUGCUUUGGUGGCUGCCAAUGAUCCCAUUGUCCACAAUGCCCUUUAUGAACUCAACACAGUUGAAUAUUUGCUGGACUUAUUUUUCAAAUUUAUGUUGAAUAAUUUCCUACACACACAAGUUGAGCAGUGCCUGACAGCUAUAUUAACAAAGGCACCAGUUGCCUCUUCACCUCAGGGGGAAACAGACCACCUUUUGCUCACUCAGCUUUUUACUGAAUGUCGCAUCAUUGAAAGAGUUGUAAAAGCUUAUGAAGAACCUUCAGAGCCACAUGAUAGUAAACAGAUCCAUAAUAUCAAAGGCUACAUGGGCCAUCUAAGACAGUUAGCCAACACUAUAGUUCAACAGGCUGAGUUUGGCCCCAAUGAACACCGUAUCAAGCGACUAAUUCAGGAUCUUCCUGGGGAUAAAGCCACACAGUGGGAUGACUUUGUGUCAAAUGCGCUUGCCGAAGUUAACCGUAAAAAUGAGAUUACGCCUUUACCGGUUCAGGGGAUGCAUCAUCAUCUUGACACUGAUGACGAUUCCGAUGAUGAUUCAAAUUUUUAUCCACAAAUUUUUGACAGACCCAUUGUCAAACAGAGGAACUACAUGCUUAGUGGUAGCUCUUCUGGAAGCGAGCAUGAUUGGGGGUUGACUUCGGUUGAGGGAGACGAGACAGAAGGGGGCCCACAUAUGUACCAAGAGAGGCAGGAGGAAAGUGAGGAGGAGAACAAGGAAGCAGAACAUGUAUUGGGCCAAGAAACUGAAACUUAUCAACUUAUGGCAAGAAACAAGAAGAGUUGGGACAUGGACUCCAUGAUGCAGGGCUUUAAAGAAAUGGACAUGGAUGUGAUUGGUGACUUCCGUUAUGCAGACGAUGAAUUUAAAGACCCUGAUGACAACCUAAGUGGACCUCUUCAGCGGUUAAGUACACAAGCACUGGCUCUAUCUGGUACAACAGAAAUGGGAAUGGGUACCCUCACAGGUGGUCAGGGAAUCGAAGGAGGAGGAGAAGGUGGAGUUGUCGAGGAUCGCGAUUUGUUUGAAGAAAUGUGUGCACACCGACGUCCAGAUAUGAAUGACUUUGAUGAUAUGUGGAGUGAUAAAGAAAAAGAAAUUACUUUCAACCAAGAGUCAGUGCAGUCAGAAAAUGACAAGGAAAAGGAUGCAGGUUCUAGUUCAGAAGAGGAAGAUGAAGAGGAAUAUUCUGGAGUUAGAUCAGGAGAGACUAAAAUGGAAGUGGAUCCUGAUGACUGGGCAGAGGUGUUUGACAAACGGUCUAGUGGUGGUCAGAACAGUUGCCCUGAUGAACCCAUAAACCCCUGGCAGUCAGCCCCAAUGGCAGAUACUUCUGACAACACUGGCUGGGCUGACUUUGGUGGCAAUGUAUUUGGUGGUGCUUCCACCAUGGGUCCAUUUGGGCCUAGUCAUAAUCCUAAAAAAGAUACCUUUUCCACUGACUUCACCAAUGUCUUUGGUCCUCCAAUGGCUCAGCAAGAUAGCUCAAACACCAUUUUUGGUGAAACCACACCCAACCAAGAGGCCUUCAAAGCAGAUUUCUCCAGUGUGAAUUUUGAUUCAGCAUUUGAAACUAACUGUGAUGACCAGAAAAACACUGUUACUCCUGCAGGUGAACCUCAAAAGAGUAAUUUGGAAGCAGCAGUGAGUGAAGAAGAGCCAGGGAAGGAAGAAGAAAAAAGCCAUGAUGAUUUAAUAGAUAAUUUCAACUUCCUAUCAUCUCGAGGCCUUCUGAAGAACAAUGACAAGAGUUCAGGUAGCAGUGACGCAGGUACGACAGCUCCUGUUCUCAGCAAGAGUGAAGUAUUGCCGGAUGACCACAGUCAACAGGACGGAUUGCCAGUAGCAGUAGCAGACACUCCUUCACAGAGCUAAUAUUUCCUAAAGAGUAAGGAGUGGGAGGAUCAACUGUAUGAGGAUGUAGAAUAGUUUAUCUGCCAGCAACACCUCAGGAUUUACAUGCCUGAUAUGUACUUCCAGUCUAAAAUGCUCUAACCUCAUAGAAACUCCAGUGGAAUUGCCUUUAUUUAGGUUUUUGUAUUUAUUGUGAUGAAUGUUGUCUACCACAAAACAACAGGAAGGUUUUUCCUCUUCAAGUUUUUUCAGUGGGCUUAGUGAAGUGUAAUAUUUCUGCUUUACCACAAGGUUGAGUUUUAACUACUACAGUGUAAACUACAUUUUUGAGAUGAGGGAUGCUAGGAUUGAUUUUUUCCUGAGCCACAAUUUUUUAAUGUAUUAUGCAGUGUAGAGGAAUGUGCCUAGACAAGUUUCACAUGGGAAGGGAAGGCUCCUUCCUUUUCCAUGUCAUGGUAACUUGUCAAAUUAUAUUUAUUUACAUAUUUUAUCCUGAACAAUGCUACUCAUGAAACAAAUGUAGUUAAUAUAUUGGGUUUUGAUAACUAGUAAUCAUACAGGUCUGAAACUGGAUCAAAACGAAAUAUACACGUCCACACUAGUGAUACAAUUCCUAAUCAUGUUUUUAACAGUACUCUAUAUUAAUUUCCAGAAAUAUGUGAAAUAGUCAUUGUCCCAAUAUUGAGUAUAGCAGUGAAGUAGGUAUUCCUGCUGAUGAAUAUGAGGAAAAAACAUAUGUAUAAAAUUAAUACAGGCCAAACACCUAACAUUUCCAAUCAUGAGUGAGUGACCUUCUAUGAGAUGUAUGUUGGAUGUGGAGAAACUGUAUUCCUGGGCAUGAUCAUUGAGUGUCUGCUUUAUAGCCUGAGGAUUUCUCAUCGAGUUUUGUUAUUAGGCUUUGUAUGUCACUGUAUAUUUAGUCACAUUUUUAAAUACCUUUGUUCUCAUUAAUCUAAAAUUGACAAGAAAAUGAGGACCAGUUUAAAAAAUCUAGAAUAUGGUCUCAAUUUGAACUGCUAAGGCUAUAUCAUGGAUGAGGAAAAUGUUUCUUUGAACUUCAAAUGACAGGUUGUAUUCCACUGAUCAAGCUUGACACAGUUUAUAAUCAUGCUCAAUUUGUUUCAAAUUCUCUUCUAGACUUUUUAAAACAUCACUACUAAUAUAUAUAUAUAUAUAUAUAUAUAUAGUGUGUAAAUUUUCAGGGUACUUUCAGUUUCAAGAUUGAAAUUCUUAUUUACAGAUCUGUGUCAAAGCUUUCUUAUACCAUUAAAUGUUGGUUUAUCAUUCCACUCAGGAAGUCAUCAGAAAGUAAAGCAUUUGGGGAAUUGCAAUAGUUUUACUUGUCUUAAGUAGGUGCUUAGUUUAGUGCUUCAUAAUUAAACAUGGCAUUAAAUGUGUGAUUUUUAAGUGAAUUUACUUAAGCCAGAAAGACAUGGGACUUGUUUAUCCCUAUCCUCAGAACCCUUCAGCAGUCUACAAGACAAGAAGUAUUCAUUACUGUUGAAUAAUUUGACACAAAAUAGGUCCAGUCAGAAAUGUAGCUCUGAGUAAAGGCUCUGGCAGGUCUUGAAAAUGCAGGGAGCAUCAUUCCAGUAUUUAAAAAAAAUAUUUCGUUUGGAAACGGUGAGUUAUCUUGUGCUGUUAUAAUGGCCUGCAAUACUACAGUUUCUUCCUUAAUAUUCCAUCUUUAUGAUCUUCAGUGUGAAUUCCUUGUUUUAAUUAAGCCUUCAGCAUUCUAGAACUACCAAUAAAGAGUUUAUUGUU
This is a messenger RNA of Cherax quadricarinatus, 4726 nucleotides long. Lineage: Eukaryota; Metazoa; Arthropoda; Malacostraca; Decapoda; Parastacidae. The record is from RefSeq and is a predicted model, not a curated record.